This is a messenger RNA of Besnoitia besnoiti, 2364 nucleotides long. RefSeq names its product DUF803 domain-containing protein. NCBI's taxonomy places the organism in Eukaryota, Apicomplexa, Conoidasida, Eucoccidiorida, Sarcocystidae. Gene Ontology annotation, cellular component: membrane. The record is from RefSeq and is a predicted model, not a curated record. Bases 1 to 2364 code for a protein of 787 amino acids. Gene Ontology annotation, molecular function: magnesium ion transmembrane transporter activity. The transcript is spliced from 12 exons. Gene Ontology annotation, biological process: magnesium ion transport.
AUGGGACCUCCCAGACUCCCGGCCUCUGACGGCCGGCGUAAACUUUCUUCUUGGCGAACCCAAGAGCCGGGUGCGGCCGUGUCUUCUUCACCUGACACUUCAUCGUCCGCUUCUGCAGGUGCUUGUGCAGCGCGCGUUUCACCUUUUUCACCUCUAAAGGCCCGUGCCUCCUCCGCACUCUCCGAUGCCGCUUCCACUUCCUUCUCAGUGUCGUGGCAAUCGCAGGAAAAUGUGCGGAAGCUUUCUUGGUCCUCUAGUGUGCCGGCUACAGCGCCAGAUCGCCUGCGAAUGUCGUGUGCUGCUUCUCGCAUGUCUUUCCAAGUGUGCGUGUCGACCUUUCUUGCACUCCUUGGAGCAUUCUUCCUUUCCACUCCGGAACGCACUUGGGCUUUCUCUCCAGCCCCACCUCUCACGUUUGCGACUGGCCCCCCAGUUCGGCGGCUACAAGUGGCAGGGGAUCUGCCGCAGGCACUCGAAGAGCUUCUGAAUGUGGGAGGCGGCACGAGUCUGUUCAUCGGCAUCUUCCUCACUCUCAUCGGCAGCGUUAUGAUGUCCGGAGGCAGCACAAUGAUGAAAGUGGGGCUCCACCUCGAGGCAGAAAAGAGCAAACCGUCGUCGUCGCUCAUGUGUGAGCCCAUGUGGCUCGGCGGCUUGGCGGCGUACACUUUUGGGGCGCUGCUACACAUCGUGGCCCUGGCCUUCGCGCCGGCAAGUGUUUUGGCGCCCAUGAACUCCAUCGGCCUCAUCGCCAACGCCGUCACCGCAGCCACUGUUUUGAAGGAGCCGUUUGGCUUUCAGGAGUUUCUUUUCACCGGGGGCACGGCUCUGGGGGUGACUCUUUGCGCCUGCGCCACGCUGCUGCCCCACGACCAGUUUGUAAAUAUGGGAGGCGACGCGAGCUCGGCGUCGGAGGAAGACAUCGGUCUGUACAGCUGGCGCGACCCGUGGUAUCUGGCGUAUCUCGCGUGCUGCGUCGUGCCUGGCUUCGGCACGCUCAUCUAUGUCAACUCUGAGGAGAGCGCCGCGCUGGAGGAACAAGAGAGGUAUAUGAUGAACGCUUCUCCGCGCGCGAGUCUGAAGAGGCUCGAAAUGGCCCGGCGAGGCGCUUCGCAACCGUCAAACUCCGCGUCAGGCGGUGGCGUGGAGGGCAACGUCGGAAACCUCGGCGGCCCUCCAAACGGAGCAGAAGCGUCGAGCUCAGGCUCGAAGGCAAAGGUUCUCAGAGACAUCCACGAAGGCGGAGAAGACGCUCAUCGCGCUCUGCUUGACAGCGAUGCAGAUUCACAACAAGGCCAGGGGAAGAAAACCGUCCUAUACUCGAGAUGCAUCGGCCUUUGCUACGGGUUUCUCGCCGGUCUGACUGGAGCCCAAUGCGUUCUGGAGCUGAAAGAGCUCGCAGCUUGCGCUCACCGAGGCAUGGAUGACCCUGCGAUCUGGCACCACCCUCAGCCGUACCUCGUCAUGGUCUUCCUCGUUGCUUCCGUUUGGACUCAGAUUCACUUCCUCAAUCUCGGCCUGGCGCGCGGCGACGCAACUCUUGUCGUCCCCACGUACUAUGUCAGUUGGACGUUUUUUGGCACACUGGGAGGUUUUGCGAAGUUUCACGAGAUUCAGGGCUUCAGUGUAGGAGCCAUUGUCCUCUUCACCCUCGGUUUCGGACUGACCAUCCUCUGCAUUGCCAUUCUGGCUGUGCAGGAAAUGACGAUCUUGCGUCGCUACGUCGAUGAGCGCGUGCCUGACUUGGCGGAAGCAGACCUCGACUUGCCCACGCAAGAGCUCCAGGAGCAGCAGCUGGCGAAGCAAGUGACUCUGGCGAUGGGCCUCUUUCCGUUCUCGAUGCUUGGUCGAACUGUGGGCCGCAAACGCUUCCGUCCGCUUUACCAACGAUUCCGCCGGACGCGCUCGACUGCCUCUGACACGGCGCUCAACGACUCUUACGGAGAACUGACGCUCAGCUCGUCUGGGCUCAUUGGAGCGUACACGCUGCCGCACAACCUCCACUUCAACCGCACUGGAUCUGAGGGCCCCGCCUGGGACACCCGCCUUCGCCGAGAGACUGGCGCGGACGUCCCGCGCGCGGACUCGCUGGGGCCCUCGCCCUUCUCGCGGCACUUGGCGGCCGCGGCUGCAGGGCGCCAGGGCGCCGACCGCGCGUCGGGUGCCAGCGAGGCCAGUCCCCACGAGGGCGACCGCCUCCGCGUGCACCGCCCCUGGAUGCAGGACGCUCAGCCCCCUAGAGGAGUCUUGGGCUCCAGGGGUUCACUGCAGGUGCCGGGCCCUGCGAGAGGAGGACCCAGCGAGGUGGAGCUCGCCUCUGCAGUCGUAAUGAGUCCCGUAGCGGUGAUCGGAGGUCAAGGGUCCUGA